Messenger RNA from Telopea speciosissima, 864 nucleotides. RefSeq lists its product as uncharacterized. NCBI's taxonomy places the organism in Eukaryota, Viridiplantae, Streptophyta, Magnoliopsida, Proteales, Proteaceae. The transcript has 4 exons. The record is from RefSeq and is a predicted model, not a curated record. The coding region runs from base 1 to 864 and encodes 287 amino acids. Gene Ontology annotation, molecular function: nucleic acid binding.
AUGGACAAGCUAGCUCGCUUGUAUAUCGACAAUGUUGUUCGUCUAUAUGGAGUUCCAAUUAGCAUUAUCUCUGACUGUGAUUCCAGGUUUACAUCUAAGUUCUGGGGUGGAUUCCAAAAGGCAAUGGGCAGCUGGGAUGAGCAUAUCUCACUCAUUGAGUUUGCUUCUAACAACAAUUACCAAACCACUAUUGGUAUGGCACCGUUCGAAGCUCAGUACGGGAAGAAGAGUCGAACACCUCUAUACUGGGAUGAGGUGGGUGAACGUCGUAUCCUUGGCCCUGAAUUGAUCCAGGUAACGAGUAAGAAGGUGGAUUUGAUUUGUGAGCGAAUCAAGGCAGCCCAAUCUAGACAGAAGGGUUAUGCGGAUCAAUGUCGAAAGGAUCUGGAGUUUACUAUCGGCGACAAGAUCCUUGCAAAGAUCAAGUCGGUGGGUUAUCAGCUGGACCUAACUCCAUCCUUGGAUGGUGUGCAUGAUGUCUUCCACGUUUCCAUGUUGCGGAUGUACGUUCACGACCCGAGCCAUGUUCUAUCUCAGGAACCACAUGAGCUCAUAGCUAUUAUGUCCUAUAAGGAGCAGCCCGAGAAGAUUCUGGAUAGUAAGAUUGUUAACUUUUGCAACCGACCUAUCUACUAUGUGAAGGUGAAGUGGUGCAAUCAUCCAGAAGAAGAGGCAUCUUGGGAGGUAGAAGUGGAGAUGCGGGCGAAGUACCCUUCCCUGGGUUACUUACAAGAUGACGGUUAUCUUGCUAGUCUUAAGGUUAAGGCCUCGAGUUAUGAUGAUGUAGGUGCUACGGAUCCAGAGACUGUGACUAAGGAGCAUGGUGAUGGAUGCCCUUACGAUGACUGUGCCUACAGGCCAUAG